UAUAAGUAAAAUAAGUAAAUAAGGGGAAGAGGGGUGGAUGGUUCCUUCUUUGCAAACGGAUUGGUUCCCGACAAAUAAGUGAGGCGACGAGAAAAGAGGGACGGAAUCGGAUUGCAAAGAUAACGAGGAAUUUCCAGGCAGAAGCUGGAUAUGAUCAGGGAGAUUUGUGUAUCCGCUCGAGUUUCUUGCCUUUUUCUCUUUAAUUUCUAGGGUUUUUGUGUUUCCAAUUUAGCCAGAAUCGUAUAUUUCUGUCGGAAGUUGGUCGGUCGGACGGCCGGCGGUUUCAGGUUACCGAUGCGAAUUUCUAUGGACAAACAUAUGUGUGUAUUGUUGAUGUGUGUGUUGGUGGAAUCGGCGGCAUCGUUUGGAUCGGCUUCAACACCCUCUGUCUGCCCUCGUGAUUUCAACUCCUUCCUCUACGAUCUCAAUUCGCAGUGCCCGUUUUCAAAUCCCUUCUCUUCGCCACCUACCCAGGUGGAUGGAGAUUCAUUGGAGAAAGCUGUUAACUCCAGUCAGAAAAAUGAAUACACUGCUAUUCUGUUUUAUGCUUCCUGGUGUCCUUUCUCAAGCACCUAUCUGUCGAAGUUUACAACUCUCAGCGCCAUGUAUCCUUACAUCAAACAUGUAAUGGUUGAACAAUCUUCAGCCAUGCCAAGUGUAUUCUCUAGAUAUGGGAUUCACAGUGUACCGGCACUGCUGAUGGUGAAUCAGACAUCAAGGGUGAGAUAUCAUGGUCAAAAAGAUCUCCAGUCGCUUGUAAAUUUCUAUAAAAGAGCUACAGGGCUACAUCCUCUGAUCAAUUUAGUCGAAGAAACAGAGACUCCAAAGGAUUCUGCAGGUGGUUCACAUGUCCUUAAACUCUGGGAUGGAGCGUCACUGAAGGUGACAUUCGCGAAGGAACCUUAUCUGCUGCUUUCUGUUAUGUUUGUCAUCCUGAGGGCUUUCCUCUACCUUUUCCCGGAAAUUUUAUCGCGGUUAAUGGCACUAUGGAUGGCAUACAUUCCUCGUCUCAAUCUUUCAAUAUUUGGAGAGUCGAGGCAGGUCUUAGGGCACGUGCUACAUCUGAUUGAUGUGAAGAGAAUUUGGAGCAAGCUGAAAAUUUGCAAGACAAGGAACUUCCACCAAGGGGCGAGAAAUGCGGGAGUUUGGGCAUCAUCCCUAUCCUCGGUGUCCCUGGGCAAAGCUCUGUCAUCCUCGUCGUCUUCUUCAUCGACCAGAGGGCUGUGAGCGACCAAAUUAAACAACCGGUAUGCUGCUCUGCUCUGCUACUUUUUGUAAACUCUUUGGCGCUCGAUCUUUGUGUGGAAAAGCUUAAAAAAAAUGUUUGCUAGUGGGGGGCAGUGAGGAAUGGUGUAAAUUUUACGACAUCUAUGUAUUCCUCCAAUGCAAUGCAAUGUACAUGAUCAUCAUCGUGUAGUUAAAGUUGGACUUUGAUUUCUGGCCUUCA
Andrographis paniculata is the source of this 1447-nucleotide messenger RNA. RefSeq names its product 5'-adenylylsulfate reductase-like 5. The transcript has 4 exons. Lineage: Eukaryota; Viridiplantae; Streptophyta; Magnoliopsida; Lamiales; Acanthaceae. The record is from RefSeq and is a predicted model, not a curated record. Bases 295 to 1227 code for a protein of 310 amino acids.